AAAAACAAAAAAACCCAAAAAAAAAAACAAAAAAAAAACCAAAACAAAAAAAAAAGCGUUAGUUAACAAAUUUACCAAAAUGAAUCGAAUUGACUGUAGUAUGGAUGAUAUGGCCAAUACCAAGUUUCUAACAGCCUAUGGUAGCCUGAUCAAACAGUUUUGCACAUCAACAGAUUUUAAUUAUAAUGAAGUUCUUGGCCUUAUGGUUGUCUAUUAUAAAUUUGUCAAGUUCAAUGGGCCAACAGCGAAAAAGAUGACCAAAAAGCAAUUCUAUGAGCUGUUCUUGGUGCUAUUCCGUAUUUGCGAUAUGUCAAUUAUCGAUCGUGUAUUAUUGUGUAUUACAAACGAUGUGCGUUUCGUGAUUCCAGAAGCCUGGAUGCAAUUAUUUUCGGUUUUUCUUUCCAAGGACACGAAACUUCGUUCUCAAUUCGCCUAUAAUGUUUAUACGUAUUCCGGCACUACUAAAUUGAAUCGUGAGGCUGUUUGCUUAGCUGUGGAGAAAUUUUUCGAAGGUGACGAUGAUGAUGAAGUCAAUGAGUUAAGAGCGGACAUGGUUGAAUUUGUUUUUAAUAAGUUUGAUUUGGACAAGGAUGGCAUUAUAUCUUAUAGUGAAUAUGCAGAAGUCGUACAGAAUCAGCCACCAUUAAUAGAAUUCCUAGGACAAAUCUUUCCCGACGAUAAUGAUCUUACCUUAGUAGCUUUAUGUACUAAUAUAGAGUCUAAGUUUAGAAGUGAUGAUUGAGAGUCAUUAUAAACUCUAACAAUGUGAAACCGAAACUAAAUCUUUGUUAUGAUGAUAA
Messenger RNA from Drosophila willistoni, 800 nucleotides. RefSeq lists its product as uncharacterized. Bases 80 to 742 code for a protein of 220 amino acids. The transcript is spliced from 3 exons. The record is from RefSeq and is a predicted model, not a curated record. Gene Ontology annotation, molecular function: calcium ion binding. NCBI's taxonomy places the organism in Eukaryota, Metazoa, Arthropoda, Insecta, Diptera, Drosophilidae.